This is a messenger RNA of Fonticula alba, 1323 nucleotides long. RefSeq lists its product as hypothetical. Bases 1 to 1323 code for a protein of 440 amino acids. The transcript has 2 exons. NCBI's taxonomy places the organism in Eukaryota, Rotosphaerida, Fonticulaceae. The record is from RefSeq and is a predicted model, not a curated record.
AUGAGUGGACACCCUAACCAACAGAACGGCGGCCUGCAGCAAAACCGCCCGAGCACCUCCGGCGUGUCGGCCUCCCUGCGGCGGUCACCGCGCGCCGGCAAACGCGCCCCCCAGAGCCCGCGCGGGUCGGCCUCGUCGUCGGUCCUGCCGGCGCACCAGCAGGGCAACAUCCCCAGCGGGACGGACUUCUCGCGCUUCCACCCGCAGCAGUUCCAGAAGAACUUCUCCACCAACCGGCCGCACCUGCAAAUGGAGAUGGCCAGCAGCACGGAAAGCCUGCCGGAGAAUUGGGCGGCCUUCUCCAUGCGCGACAGCAACCUGGCCGGGGGCGGCCAGUCGUCGGUCAUCCAGCCGGGGCGCGGCGGCCGGGGGGCGGGGCACCGGGCCGGCCCCGGCGGGGCCAUCCCCUCCUCGCCACUGGGCCAGCCCAGCAGCUCGCCAUGCCACGGGGUGGCCCAGGAUGCCGUGAUGGACACGCGGCUGGGCUGCCAAGUCGGCGUGGCGCCGCAUGGCUCGCGGGCCGAGGCCGAGGCCCGGCACGGCGGCCCCGGUGGCAGUGCCCACCAGCAGGGCGGCAGAGGUGGCGCCGGUGGCGGUGCGCCGCGUGGCGCGCGGUCCGGCGGCGGCCGGGCCGGGGCCACCAACGCCCGGGCCGCCUUCGGCCCCGGUGGCGAAGUGGACUCCGGCAACAUGUAUGUCUCGUCCGGGGCGGUGUCCCCCUGGCAGGACGGCCUGGAGGAUUGGGAAUUGGUGUCCGGCAACCGGGCCCCCUCGCAGCGGCGGCAGCGGCAGCAACAGCAGCAGCAGCAGCAGCAGCAGCCGGCGGCGGCGGCCCCGCAGCAGCGCCACCACGCCGCCGCCGCCACGGCCAGCACCGUGUCCGGGGCGCUGAGCGACGAGGGGGACGCCUCGUCGCCGGCCACCCCGGAGACCAUGCGCCGCGGGGACAGCCACGACCGCUGGCAGCGCGAGGGCCAUGGGUGGAAUGCCUCGCGAUCGGGGCCGCCAUCGCGCCACCCGGGCCGCGUGGCGGACCCCAGCGACGACGAGGCCAUCGAGCUGGCGGCCCAGCGGGCGGCGCAGGACCUGCGCACCGGGGACCCGGCCCGGCGCGAGCAAGUCCGCGCCCACCUGGCCCAGACCCUGCGCACGGAGCAGCCCGCGCCGCAGGCCCCGCUGUCCCCGCGCUCGGCGGCCCAGGCCACCGCCUCCUCGGAAGCACGCCAAAAGAAAGAGCAAGCCCCGGAGGGCAUGUCCUUCGCGCACGCCAAGUUCCGCGGCUCGAUGGACAACCAGGCCGUGGCCGGUGGACAGAUGAAGUAA